This is a messenger RNA of Aspergillus homomorphus CBS 101889, 843 nucleotides long. RefSeq lists its product as uncharacterized. The coding region runs from base 1 to 843 and encodes 280 amino acids. The record is from RefSeq and is a predicted model, not a curated record. The transcript has a single exon. Lineage: Eukaryota; Fungi; Ascomycota; Eurotiomycetes; Eurotiales; Aspergillaceae.
AUGCCACCUCCUCUUCCUUCUCCGCCGCACCAGCAGCCGCCGCACCAGCAGCAGCAGCAGCAGCACCAACUGCACCAGCCGCACCAGUCGCACCAGCAACAACCCCGACGACUGACCAUCUCCACGACGGACGUCAGCGCACUGAUUCCGCCGCAGGACAAACUGCUCGUGUUCCGAGCGCUGACAGGCAUCGACAGCAUCCCGGCGCUGACGACCCUACACCACUACCGGCGCACGGCGCCCAACAUCGGGAUCUACACGCGGGUGGUGCGGGCGGAGCACUCGGCGGCGGCGCGGUACCGGUUCUUCAGCGUGCUGAUCAACGUGUGCCUGGGGAUCCAGAUCGUGGUGGCGGCGGCGCUGACGGCGCUGGGGGCGGCCAGCGGGCCGCACUCGGCGGUGACGGCAUUCGGGGCGAUCAACACGAUCAUGGCGGGCGUGCUGACCUACCUCAAGGGCUCGGGGCUGCCUGACCGGCUCAAGCACUACCAGAACGAGUGGCGCAACAUCCGCGAGUAUAUCGAGCAGCGCGAGCGCGAGCUGUGCCUCAGCGGCUGCGAGUUGGACAUCCAGGAGGAGAUCCACAUCAUUGAGCACAUGUACGAGGGCGUCAAGCGGGAAAUCGACCAGACGAAGAGCACGGAGAACCGCUCCGCCCCGCGCGAGGGCGGCGGGUAUCAUCGUCGCUCGUUCUAUCCGCAGCACCAUCGACCGCAGGGUGGGGGUUAUCCUUCCUCGCAGCCGCGCUCACCACAGCAGCCGCAGCCGCAGCCACUGCAUGUCGGUGACCCGAGUGUAGUGGAAAGGGUGCGGAGUCCAGCCCCGACCUUGGAGAAACCUUAA